CACCUGUACGACUCGGACGUGAACACCGCUGCGCCGUGAGGUGCGGUGCACUUUUGCCUGUGCCUCAGCCGUGUCGGAUAAUUUGACGAAUUGGCUCGACAGCUUGAAUCGAAUGGCCCUGAACGCCACAUGCACACGGCGGCGAACGGCUGGCUCGCUGACAUCAAAUGCCUCUGCCACAACUCUGUAAUCUGCACAGGUGGCUUGCUUCUCCAACGCGAUGGAGCUCCAGAGAGGAGAUGUGAAACUCCACUGAGGUUUUUCAGAUUAAGUUUUUUGGUACCGCCUGUGAACUUUUAUUUUGAAGCUCAGCGACCAAUCUGCCCCAGAACCUGUUUUCUUUACAGAGGCUAACUUGACGUAGAAACUAUCAUAGCAAGAUGGUGCCUAGUCGGAGCAUCCGCAUCAGCAGAGUCCCGCUCUCUUCUUUAAGUGUCUCCGACAUACGAACUGAAUGAACCGCCCGAGCCUCGGUGUGUGUGUGGACGAACCGUCUGAAUGGACUCGGCGCCGUUCGCCUUCUGUCUGAACGAUCACAUCUCCCGCUUCCCACAGAGCUACUGAGGUUAGCUUAGCAUGUUAGCCGGAGGGAGACCGGCGGGGACGGAGCUCGGCGACACAGCGCAGGUCAGAGCGAGUGUUUGACGGAGUCCGCGGAGAAAAAGUUGCCGUCGUCGAGUGUCAAUGUCUCAGGUCCAGAUGCUGAGAGCGGCGGUGAAGCGGCGGACGACCGGCGAACGGCCAUAUUCUGGACUUCACGUGUGUCCUGCAGACGUCCAGCAGCUGUUGGUGAGGAAAGAGGUUUCCUCUGAGCAGCGGGAGUGGAGCCCCAGUCUGGACCAGGAGGACCCACCGGAGCCCCCACACAUUAAAGAGGAACAGGAGGAACUCUGGACCGGUCAGGAGGGAGAGCAGCUUCAGGGGCUGGAGGAGGCCGAUAUCACCAAGUUCCCGUUCCUUCCAGUCCCCGUGAAGAGCGAAGACGAUGAUGAAGAGAAACCUCAUUCCUCACAGCUUCAUCAGACUCAGAAGGAGAAGAACAGAGAGGCAGAACCUCCAUCCAGCAGCUCCGCUGAACACAUGGAGACUGAAGCUGAUGGAGAGGACUGUGGAGGACCAGAACCAGCCAGGAACUCAGAUCCAGACAGACAUUUACAACCAGAUGCUGAUGACAAGGCUUUAGACUCUUCUGAGACUGAUGUUAGCGAUGAUGAUUGGACCAAGACCAGGGAAACUCAGUCAGGCCUAAACUCUGUGAAAAACAAAGCACGUAAUACUGAUAAAGGCUCAUUUACCUGCUCAGAAUGUGGUAAAACCUUCGGCCACAAGACAAAUCUGAAAAGACACGUGAAAUGUCACACGGGAGAAAAACCAUUCAGCUGCUCAUUCUGUAAUAAAAGUUUCAAUCGGAGAGAACACUUGAUUGCUCACAUUCGAUGUCAUUCAGGAGAAAAACCUUUCAGCUGUACAGUUUGUAGCACAAGUUUCAGUCACAGUUGGUCAUUGGAUAAACACAUGAGAGUCCACACUGGGGAGAAACCAUUUUGUUGCUCACUUUGCAGUAAAAGGUUCAGGCAGCGCUCAGAUCUGGUCGCACAUUUUAGAAUUCACACGGGAGAAAAACCUUUUUCCUGCUCAGUCUGUAACACUAGUUUCACCCAGCGUCACACUUUGGUUCAACACAUGAGAACCCAUACUGGAGUGAAACCUUUCGUUUGCUCAGUUUGUGGUAAGAGAUUUUCACGAAAGGGACAUAUGACAAGACACAUGACAGCUCACACUGGAGAGAAACCAUUCAACUGCACUGUUUGUGACAAAAGAUUCACCUGGCAGUCCCAGUUUAAAAGACACGAGUGUGCUGGUCAGAGCAGCGGCACUAAGGGCUCUUUGGAGGUGGAGGUCCUUUCCCCUCCAGAAACAGACACUAGUGUGGCGGAGGACCACGGUGGUCCCGAGCCGGAUCAGUUCGAGCCAUUGGCUCCAGACCCGAAACAGCGUCCGGUAGUUUCGGUUGCCUCCGGUUCUCCCGCUUUGAACGAGAAGGUUCCUCCUCGUACUCCGCUACGGUUCUUUCGAACAGCCCGAACAUCUCCUCGGCGGCCGCGGUCAGUCGCCGCUUCACCGCCGCUCUCAGCAUAUAUACCCUCCAACAACAAAAAAUGGAUUAUUAGUUUAGAAGAGGUUUCCGCUGAGCAGCAGGAGUGGAGCCCCAGUCUGGACCAGGAGGACCCACCGGAGCCCCCACACAUUAAAGAGGAACCGGAGGAGCUCUGGACCGGUCAGGAGGGAGAGCAGCUUCAGGGGCUGGAGGAGGCCGAUAACACCAAGUUCCCGUUCCUUCCUGUCCCAGUGAAGAGCGAAGACGAUGAUGAAGAGAAACCUCAGUCCUCACAGCUUCAUCAAAACCAGAUGGAGGAGAACAGAGAGGCAGAGCCUCCUGCCAGCAGCUCCACUGAACAGAUGGAGAGUGAAGCUGAUGGAGAGGACUGUGGAGGACCAGAACCAGCCAGGAACUCAGAUCCAGAGGGACAUUUACAACCAGAUGGUGACAAGACUUCAGACUCUUCUGAACCCGAUACUGAUGACAGUGAAGACUGGAAGGAGACCAGGGAACGUCAGUCAGGGUUAAACGCUGGGCAAAUAAAUCCAUGUCGGAAAGAAGAUUCUGUCAGUAGUGUGGUCUGGUAUAGUAGCAGCAAACCCUUUAGUACUUCAAGUGUGGUAAAGAGUUCGGGCAUAAGAGGUCUGUGCAGAGACACAUGAUGUCUCAUGAGGAUGAAAAGCCUCUAAGCUGUUCUGUUUGUGAAAAACAUUUCAGAUGCAGUUCAGAGCUGGUGAAACACACCAGGAUCCAUACUGGAGAGAAACCAUUCAGUUGCUCAGUUUG
This is a messenger RNA of Xiphias gladius (swordfish), 2887 nucleotides long. Its product is annotated as zinc finger protein 599-like. The coding region runs from base 685 to 2763 and encodes 692 amino acids. NCBI's taxonomy places the organism in Eukaryota, Metazoa, Chordata, Actinopteri, Istiophoriformes, Xiphiidae. The record is from RefSeq and is a predicted model, not a curated record. The transcript is spliced from 6 exons. Gene Ontology annotation, molecular function: RNA polymerase II cis-regulatory region sequence-specific DNA binding; DNA-binding transcription factor activity. Gene Ontology annotation, biological process: regulation of transcription by RNA polymerase II.